AGGUGCUUUUCCGACAGGAUACAAUAAUAACUUGUACGGUCUCAAACAGAGUACGGAGAAGAGCAACGGUCGCUAGUCGAGAUCUGCCGCGUCGCAGGAGAACCACACUAGAACCGGACAGAAAAAACAACUCGAAACCUGUCAGACCAUCGGAGAAGUAAACUCGAACGAGACUGAGAGAAAACGGAGCCUUUGUUUUCAGAAGCAGCAGGGAGCCGAACCGGAGGAAAGAUGAUGAGUUUUCUGCCAUACUUCUCCGCUGAGACCUGGACCCUUCUGGCCCUCCUCAUCACCCUCAUUGUAGUGUACGGGUACUGGCCCUAUGGUGUAUUCACUAAGAUGGGUAUCCCUGGUCCCAAACCCCUACCUUACUUUGGCACAAUGUUGGAGUAUAGAAAGGGUUUCACUAACUUUGACACAGAGUGCUUUCAGAAGUACGGGAGAAUCUGGGG
Oncorhynchus tshawytscha (Chinook salmon) is the source of this 452-nucleotide messenger RNA. RefSeq names its product cytochrome P450 3A27. Lineage: Eukaryota; Metazoa; Chordata; Actinopteri; Salmoniformes; Salmonidae. The record is from RefSeq and is a predicted model, not a curated record. Gene Ontology annotation, molecular function: iron ion binding; oxidoreductase activity, acting on paired donors, with incorporation or reduction of molecular oxygen, reduced flavin or flavoprotein as one donor, and incorporation of one atom of oxygen; steroid hydroxylase activity.